UUCAAAUUGAAUAGAGGAAAGUUGGAAAAAUACAGUCGUUUAUCCAGAAGCAUCCAAUAAGGAGAAUAUUUUCUUUUCAUUUUCCUUUUCGCCGGCAUUUGUUUGGUGUGAGUUUGGUUUUGUCACCCGCUUACCUGGAAGGCCCCCCAGCCAUUUGAACCAACACGGUGCACCCAGCCGCCUUACCAUGAGUAUCAUUUUUUGAAGAGUGGGCCCUACAGCUUGUUCAGGCGGUGACAAAAAGGGGAAAACACGACAGCAACCCCUGCUGUCGUUCCAAACACCAAGCCCAAUCCGAUGUUUUGCUCCAUCAAACGCAGAGCGACUGGGUCGGCAAAACCGCUCCUUGAAACAAGUGCCAGCGACUCCGGGGACGGGUUCUUUGCUGUCUGUGCGGCCCCGUGCUCGCGAACAUCUCGUGAUGUAUUUGUUCGGCCCUCUGCCCGCCUGGGGAGAUGCUAGAGCGGGCGUUAUAAAACAUAGUUGAAUUCGCACCUUCAAAAGACUGUGACCAGUUGUUUCUUGCUAGCUUCCGGGGUUCUUUUCGUUCGACAACGCAACCUGUGGUGACUCACCAGACGAGCAACAAACCAAACCGCAUGGGCGUGAGUUCUCUAGUCAUAUCUGUCUAGCCUCGCCCAGGCUGCUCAAAUCCACCAUGCGCCAAGAUCGAGGCUUCACGUCCCUUUCGUGGCUCCUACUCCUCUCGGGCGUUCCUGCCGCGGUCGGGGAUACAACGACAGGAAGUCGGACCCUGGCCGUGGGUGCCAAUGUCUGCGCCAUGAGCCCCUUGCUCGCCGCCGCUCCCGCCUUUUGUGAGGUCGGACCCGAGAUGAAGGGCCCCGAGCCUAGCACCGCUGCGCCAACCAAGGCGAACGACACGCAGCAGCAGCAGCAGCAGCAGCAGCGGGAGUGGCAGCAGCAGCGGGAGCGGCAGCAGCAGUCCGUGGACAUGUCGUGGCGGGGGCCUCACUUUUGCGUCGCCGACAUGUGCGUCUACUCCAACCCGUCCUUCUCGCACGGCCGCGGCGUCGUCGUGGUCGGGACCGCGAGGGGCGCCGAGGCCGUCGCCAACGCCCUCGACGCCGCGCAGCAGCAGCAGCAGCAGCCGGCGCCUCCGCACGAGCCAGCCGCGCCGUUUGAGCAAAAGGAGAUCCCGGGCAAGGGCCUGGGCCUCGUGGCCGCGCGCCCGAUCCGCCGCGGCGAGCCCAUCAUGGCUCGCCCCCCGGUGCUUGUGGUCCACCAGGACGCCAUAGGGAUGGAGGCCGAGGCGGCGCAGCUGCGGCUGUACGACGCCGCCAUGGCCCAUCUGCCCCGGGGUACCGCCGAGGACUUUUUGUCACAGGCCGCGCAGUCCGCGACCGAGGAGAGGGGGCGCAAGGUCAAGGACGUCAUGGACACCAACUCGUUCAACGCGGCCGCGGGGGGCCACCCGCACGUGGCAAGCUAUCUCGACGUGUCGAGGCUGAAUCACGACUGCCGACCAAACCUGGUCUUCCACGUCUCCCCGUCGCUGAGCCACACGACGUACGCGGUGCGCGACAUCGCCGCGGGGGAGGAGCUGACCAUCUCGUACCUCGACCCCUUCCGCGCGCGCGAGGUGCGCCGGGCCCGCGCCGAGCGCAGCUGGGGCUUCGCCUGCGCCUGCUCGCAGUGCGCCCUGGCCCCGGCCCUCGCCGCCGAGUCCGACGGCCGCCUGUGGGACAUCUACCAGCUCGAGUCGCGGCUCAGGGACUGGCCGCUGGCGUCGUCGUCUUCGGCGUCGUCUUCGGCCCGGGAGGCGACACAGGGCAGCAAGGGGGACACGCCUCUAGGACCGGAUAGUGCACAGGCGCUGCUGAGACUGUACGCGGAGGAGCGCCUCGACUGCGCGCUAGGCGACGCGUACGCUCUCGCCGCGCUGAACUACAAUGCUUUUGGCGACGCCGAGGCUGCGGUCAAAUACGCUAGGCCGGCCGUCGAGGCUGGCACUAUGGAGCAUGGCGAGCACGGCCACGAUGUGCAAGACAUGAAGAACCUGCUAGGUGGCCCAGAAAAGCAUUGGAGCUGGAGGCAGCGUGUGCUCGAGUAGGAGGAUAUUUAUCACGAAAAUUAAAGAUGGGGCAAAAUAGGUAUCAUUGUUUGAGCUAUCAUGCCAGCAGACCAGAAGCUGGCUUUCAUUCCUCUGUCCGGGUCGCAUCGGCACCCCCUUUGGCCUCCUCACUCCCACUGCUCCAGUAGGCCAACCUUCCAACCUUGAAACAUGCGGUCGUCUACAGGAAGGAUGGCGUUGCUGCGAUCAAGCAUCUCGAUGACGGAGCCUAGAGACUCAUCCGGGAUGCUCACGUCCUGGGUGUCCGAGUUCAUCGACUCCAUGACUUUGGUGGCAUCCUCCUCGGUGAUGACCUUGUAGAGCAGCUUGAUGGCCAACACAUUACUGCCAGAAUAUGCAGUGGACGUGAAACGAAUGGUGCUGUUCAGUAUCCAGAGGCUUAAUGCUUUGCCUGACGUUAGAAUCUGGCCCCCCUUCCCUACCACCAGUCCCGUCAUUGGCACAACCAAAGGUUUGGAUGACCCCGACCGGGCGAUUGUGGACAGCAGCAUUGCUGCGAGGCAUUGACCCAUGGAGGGUGAUGCGGGGGCCACGUCCACUUCAGGCUCUUCUUGUAUAAGCACCCGCCACUUCAAGAGUGUCACAGCUGACGUCCCAAAGCUGUAGUAGCC
Messenger RNA from Gaeumannomyces tritici R3-111a-1, 2703 nucleotides. RefSeq lists its product as hypothetical. Gene Ontology annotation, molecular function: protein binding. The transcript has 2 exons. Bases 659 to 2071 code for a protein of 470 amino acids. NCBI's taxonomy places the organism in Eukaryota, Fungi, Ascomycota, Sordariomycetes, Magnaporthales, Magnaporthaceae. The record is from RefSeq and is a predicted model, not a curated record.